Messenger RNA from Jaculus jaculus (lesser Egyptian jerboa), 3167 nucleotides. RefSeq names its product Mab-21 domain containing 2 (gene Mb21d2). The transcript has 3 exons. NCBI's taxonomy places the organism in Eukaryota, Metazoa, Chordata, Mammalia, Rodentia, Dipodidae. The coding region runs from base 354 to 1616 and encodes 420 amino acids. The record is from RefSeq and is a predicted model, not a curated record.
UCGCGUGGAGGAAUUGAACAAACUCAUCCAAGAAUUCACCAGGCACGACCAACGGGAAUACGACGACCAGAGAGCGCUGGAGAUCCACACGGCCAAGGAUUUCAUCUUUUCCAUGCUGGGUACUGGGAAAUUGACCCUGGGCUUUCAGGCGCUGCCAGCAAGCACAUUUAACCACUGAACCAUCUCCCCAGCCCAUCAAAGGAAUUUCUGAUGAGCAAGUUUCUCUUCUCUUUUGAGGAAGUUCUAGCAUUAUUCACUUGAUACAUUGGGCACAUGGGGAAGCCCACAUCCACUCUGGUCGCUCUCAGCAGGAUGACUCAACUCCAGAAGAGCUUGGGCCACUGUGGGAAGGAAUGGUGCAAAAGCUGGACCAAAAGCUUCCAGUGGCUAAUGAAUACCUCUUGCUCUCCGGAGGAGUCCGGGAGGGCGUGGUGGACCUGGACUUAGACGAUCUAAAUGUCUAUGCCCGGGGCACUGACUACGACAUGGACUUCACCCUUCUGGUGCCAGCUCUGAAGCUGCACGACCGUAAUCAGCCUGUGACCCUCGACAUGCGCCACUCAGCCUUGUGCCACUCGUGGCUGAGCCUUCGGCUCUUCGAUGAGGGGACAAUCAGUAAGUGGAAAGACUGCUGCACCAUUGCAGAUCACAUCAACGGUGCCACCAACUACUUCUUCUCUCCUACCAAAGUGGCCGACUGGUUCUAUGACUCGAUCAGCAUCGUCUUAUCAGAAAUACAGAAGAAGCCUCAGCGAGGGAUGCCGAAAGUAGAAAAGGUCGAAAAAAACGGGACCAUCAUCUCCGUCAUCCUGGGCGUGGGCAGCAGCCGCAUGCUGUAUGAUAUCGUCCCCGUGGUGUCUUUCAAAGGCUGGCCUGCGGUGGCCCAGAGUUGGCUCAUGGAGAACCAUUUCUGGGACGGGAAAAUCACCGAGGAGGAGGUCAUCAGCGGGUUUUACCUGGUGCCUGCUUGCUCCUACAAGGGGAAGAAGGACAAUGAGUGGCGGCUCUCCUUUGCCAGGAGCGAGGUACAGUUGAAGAAAUGCAUCUCCAGCAGUCUCAUGCAGGCGUACCAGGCCUGCAAAGCCAUCAUCAUCAAACUCCUGUCCAGGCCCAAGGCCAUUAGCCCCUAUCACCUGCGGAGCAUGAUGCUCUGGGCCUGCGACAGACUUCCUGCCAACUACUUGGCUCAAGAGGACUAUGCUGCCCACUUUUUACUGGGCCUCAUCGACGACCUGCAGCACUGUCUGGUCAACAAGAUGUGUCCUAAUUACUUCAUCCCUCAGUGCAACAUGCUGGAGCACCUGUCGGAGGAGACCGUCAUGCUCCACGCCCGGAAGCUGUCCUCCGUGCGCUCGGAUCCCGCCGAGCACCUGCGCACCGCCAUCGAGCACGUCAAGGCUGCCAACCGGCUGACGCUGAAGCUCCAGCGACGGGGCAGCACCACCAGCAUCCCCUCCCCGCAGUCCGACGGAGGGGACCCCAACCAGCCUGACGACCGGCUGGCCAAAAAACUGCAGCAGCUAGUGACUGAGAAUCCGGGGAAGUCCAUCUCAGUCUUUAUUAAUCCUGAUGAUGUCACAAGGCCUCAUUUCAGAAUUGAUGAUAAAUUUUUCUGAAUGUGUUGCUGAUUUUUUUUUUUCCCCCUCCUCCUGGUUCUAAACCUUUCAUGUUUAUGUAGUGUGGUUUGUGAUUCUGACUUUUUUUUUUUUUUUAAACAUAUCCAACUUAGAUCGGAUCUGUGAAGAACACGUUUUAAGUUUCCUGGUGCAGCAGAAUUGACGCAGGCGCUGAAGCGGUUACUUCUGUUUCAUAUUCUGCCUCGGUUUUGUGUUCAUGUGUUCUAGUUAUCGCCAUAGAGUUUUGCUUGUCAGGUUUUUAUUGUUUUAUUUUUUUAAGGAGAACUUGAGCCAUAGUUGAAAAUGCCCAUGAAUCCUUGCUUUUGUUUUGUUUCAUACUUUCUGCAAGUUUGUUAAAAUGGGUCUUGAGAAACAAAUCUCUUUCUGCAAUGUAAGAAUUUGAUGAUAGUUUUGGUUUUGAUCCUUAUUUUUUAAGCGUUUUCACCACUGUGGAUCUUUGAGACUCCUUUGACCCUGGGAACUGCUCUGCAUGCUGGCUGAGGAGACCCUUUGCCUGGCAGCCAGCGGAGUGUCCCUCCCCGCUUCUCACUGAACACUGGAAACUUGGGACACUUUGGAGCAACUUCACUGAAUGUAAUUGUCUCAAAUCAGCAAACAUAGGCUGGCUUGGAGGGGUAUUUGAUAGCUUUCCUGACAGAACUGAAAUUUCCAAAUGUUAGUUUAGUAUGUGUAAUGAUUUGAAGCCUUAUUUAAACCCUGUUAAAGAACAUGCCAUUAUAAUCGUUAUUUGCACUAAUGAUGUCUUUGCCAUUGCCAUCGUUGUGAUGUGUUUCGGUGUAAGUCAGCGUCCCCUUGAAAUGUCGCCAUUUUCCAUGUCACCCAUUCCUCUCAGCCUAGAAUGAUGCUUUGCAUUCCUCCCAUUCUGCUUUAAUUGUGAGGAUCAGUUUUGCCCUCUUUGAUAUUCCUAGUUCCUAUCUUACUGAAAGAAGUUUUUAAAGCUUUAUACCUGUUCAUUGACUCUAAGGCUGGGGAAGAUAUACUUGAUAAAUUAGGUAUCUUUCUAUUUAUUUCCUUUUGGAGUUUUCGAUGCGUUUUCUUUUCUUUUUUUUCUUUUUUUCUUUUAUAAAGUCUCUUUAUUUCUCUCAAGAUCUAGAAGAAAAUCGGUGGAAAGAAUGAGUUGCCCCCGACUUGAAGAUGCCAUGUGUGUUGGGAGCAGGUUUUACCACGCAGCGGGAACCAGGAAGGCUGUGGGUGGCUGUGCUGGAAAGGAGGUCUUGUCCCCACGACCAACACUGCUCACCAGCCGUAGGUGCUGCGGGGCACUGGAUCCUGCUUUGGUGUUUGAGCUGUCCAGGGGGCCUGCUGAUCUCCCACUGGAAGCCCAUGGUGUCUGCUAAUGGAAAAAUCGAGCAAUGUGGCAGUUUUGGUCUUGAAUGUCCAGGCUCAUAGGUUGACUUUUGGGUAAUUGGAAUCAGGCAUAUGUGGUCUUGGGGUUUUGCAUGGGAAUUAAUGUUAUGCUAAUAAAUUAAAAUGAAAUCUUUCAACAAUCUUAGGUCAAACACAAAAAUAAUAAUAAAAAGCUGAAACAUA